Caenorhabditis sp. 36 PRJEB53466 is the source of this 1462-nucleotide messenger RNA. The record is from the annotation of a GenBank genome assembly. Lineage: Eukaryota; Metazoa; Nematoda; Chromadorea; Rhabditida; Rhabditidae.
AUGCAAUCCUCGUCUUCUUCUUCGUAUUACGAAGACCUCGCAACACUGUCGCAAGCUCCAAUCGAGAACUCUCGCAAACGGCCAGCGACAGAGAGCGAUCUGAUCAACGAGCAGGCCAUGAAGAGAUCUGCCGAAAUAUACAACUACAAUCAGAACUAUCAUAGCAGUUGGAUGGGUUUCGCAGAGCAUAACCCGUUCGCGCCAACUCAGCACAUGCAGCAGUCUCUCUUUUGGCCAGAGCAGUCAAUGUAUUAUCCUCAGCAGCCGGACAAUCAGACAGACAGACUCCUCCGAUGGCCACGAAGAUUCAGCCAGCACACUUUCACACUCCGGCCGCUUCUGAUCUCCCGCAAGCUUCUGUAGUGUACACUCCGGAGUCGGACACUUCAUCUUCUACCAUUCCAUCCUUUAACAAUUCUAUGGCUUCCAAUAAUAGCUUCCAUAGCUUCCCGGUGCCUCAGAUGCCACAGUUGCCCCAGGUGUCACAGAAGCCUCAAGUGCAGGUGCCAGCUCCGAUGCGAGAGCUUCCCAAUCCGAACGAGUGCAUCGCGGAAGUGGACGGAAGACUUCCAGUGGUCGGGGACCGUUCAAAGUACAAGCUGACAGUGGCAGAGCUGCAAAGAAGAGUCUCCGGCCCGGAGUCGAUGAACCAAAGUUCAAUGCAUGCAUUAUUCAGACUGUAAGUUUACACCAUUCCAUUUCGAUGCUCAUCCUUAACUUUUUUUGAUCGAAGAAGAAAAACGGCAUGAACAAUAUGAGAGAGAUGUUGGAGAAGUAUGGAAUUCUGUUCACCGCUCACCACAGACAGAGAAACCCGAACUCGUUCUCGUACCUGCUGGAAGAAGAAGCCACUCGGUUCGCACAGGACAUCGACAUGCUGUACAAAGCCUUCUUCCCAUCGGAUCCUAUCGGCAGAGGGAUGAUCGAGAAGAUGCUGGCAAGCGGAAAGACCCCUGACGCCAUCGAGAUCAUUCUCCAGAAUGGAGUGUAAGUCAAUCAGUAACUGACCGCCAAUGAGUAACAAGUUUCAUUUUCAGGACCGCCAUGUCGGGUCUCGUGAAGACAUUGGAAAGCCGACAGCCGACUAUUGUGUACAAGGAGAGACGGGUAAAGGGGAACUCUCUGGAUUCUGAUUACGAACAAGUGUCGGCGGUAAGCUUGAAAAUCAUCUAAACUCAAACAAUUGUUCUCUUUUCAGCUGACUCACGGAUUCGCCCAUCCGACCUCCAUCACAAACUACCGAUUCAUGCAGGCAGCCUUCGGAAGAGCGCUUUCGGCAAUUCAGGCUGUCAAGCAGGGUAGGGCUCUCGCCAAGAACUGCUCCAUCGAUCCGCUCGCCGAGAAGCCGUUCAAGUACAUGACGGAUGCUGCCUACGAAGAGUGGAAGAACGUGAUGAACGGCCAUCCGUCGGAGCCGAAGUUCACGAAUCCGGUUCUCUGGGGAGGAGAGCCGCCAGUUUGA